GAAAAGAGUUUUGCUUUCCAACAAUCAAUUUGAUGGUGAAGUUACUGGUGCUCCAAAAGUGAGAGAAUCCUUACUGGAUAUUCUUGAUCUCAGUUGCAACCAAUUGCAAGGGCCGAUACCUGCGUAUGUUUUUGAACUCAGUAGACUUAGCGUUCUGGUGCUUUCUUCCAACAAUUUCAAUGGCACCAUACGGCCAAGAGACAUUCGGAAGCUUGUGAAUCUCACAUAUCUCGACCUUUCACACAACAACCUGUCUGUCAUUGCAACUGAGAGUUAUUCGGUCUUGUCAUCUUUUCCCAAGAUUACUACACUAAAUCUGGCGUCCUGCAAAUUGAAUGUGUUCCCUGAUCUAAAGAACCAAUCAAGAUUAACCCAUCUGGAUCUUUCACAAAACCAAAUUUCAGGUGAAGUACCCAAUUGGAUUUGGAGUGUCAGUGAUGACCUCGUGCAUCUGAACUUUUCAUUUAAUCAGCUUGAGGGUCUGCAGAAACCUUAUCAAAUAGUGCCCAAUCUUUCAGUCCUUGACCUUCGUUUUAACAGACUCACUGGUCAUAUCCCAACUCUGCCUCUAUCUGCAAGCUAUCUGGAUUUUUCAAGCAAUAAUUUUACUUCUUUACCAAGUAACAUUGGUAACUACCUCUACUACACUAUUUUCUUUUCUGUCUCAAGCAAUGGCCUUACAGGUGCCAUUCCUAAAUCAAUAUGUGAGGCUGUUAAUCUGCGAGUUCUUGACUUGUCCAACAAUAGUCUGAGUGGUGCCAUACCAAAAUGUUUAAUUGGACAGAUGGAUCUUCUAGGGGUACUGAACCUUAGGGGCAACAAUCUCAGUGGCCAAAUCCCUAAUGCAUUUUCAAGAAAGUGUUCCAUAGAAACACUAGAUGUCAAUGGCAAUGAGCUCACAGGUAAGAUCCCAAUAUCCCUUGGUAGGUGCAGAAAGCUUGAGGUAUUAAACCUUGGUAACAAUCACAUCAACGACACCUACCCUUGCCAUUUGAAGAACAUAACCAGUUUGAGGAUCCUUGUUUUACGAUCAAAUAAAUUCCAUGGGGGAAUUGGUUGUCCAGCCGACAAGCGCCCCUGGCCAAAGCUUCAAAUUAUGGACUUUGCCCACAAUAGUUUUAAUGGAAAAUUACCAAACAAAUUCGUAGCAAGAUGGAAGGCAAUGGAGGUUUAUGACGAUGAAGCUCAACUAAAUGUUAAACACCUUCGGUUUGAGGUUCUACGAUUCUCUAGAAUUUAUUAUCUAGACGGUAUUACAGUUACCAACAAAGGUCUACAGAUGGAGCUGGUGAAAAUCCUAACUAUUUUCACCUCCAUUGACCUUUCUUGCAACAACUUGGAGGGGCCAAUACCAGAUGUGAUCGGAAAAUUCAUAGCACUGUAUUUUCUCAACCUGUCACACAAUGCUCUCAGUGGAAAAAUCCCACCAUCUCUAGGAAACCUGCAACAGCUGGAAUCCCUGGACCUCUCAAGUAAUAACCUGAGUGGCAGUAUUCCUCAACAGCUUUUGAAACUAACUUUCCUUGCAGUCCUUAAUCUCUCAUACAAUCAACUGGAGGGAUGCAUACCAGCUGGAAAGCAAUUUGCAACAUUUACUAAUGAUUCUUAUGAAGGUAACAGGGGACUAUAUGGGAAUCCAUUGACGCAGCAGUGCAAAGAUGCCAUUCCCAACCACGGGCAAGAUUCAAAUCCCAGGACUGGUAACCAUAUCAACUGGAAUUUGAUAAGUGUUGAGAUAGGGGUUUUCUUUGGUCUAGGAGUUGUCAUUUUACCUCUUACGUUCUGGAAGGGAUGGAGGAUAUGGUAUUUUAAGCGCAUUGAUCGUCUUCUUUUCAAGUUUUUCCCUAAGCUGGAUCGCAGAAACAGAAAUCAUAGAACGAUAUCUCAGUGGAUCCAAGGAAGGAGGCUAUAGCAAUAAUAAAAAGGAGCGUCGUAGGAUGUUGGUCUGGAAACAAAGCCAUCAUUUCUACAGUUUUAGGCAACACUCAGCUUGUUGAACAUUGCUGUUGGUGUAUAAGUUUUCUUUCAGAUUGCUGAACAAUAGCUCUUUUGAAGCUUUCUCUUAGAUUGCUCUAGAAUUGCAACGUUAAGUGACUUUUAAGUUGAUGCCUUGUGCUUAGAUGUUAGCUUUGGAUUUUGUUUUUCAAGGUGAUUUGUUUAAGUGUUGAUCUUUGUUAAUGUGGUUGUCACUUAUGCUUUGUGCUCUCUGUUUUGUACUCCUUAAAUAAUUAUGUUAUUGGCCAAGAAAAGAAAAGAAAUAAAACUUGUCCAGGAUAA
Messenger RNA from Gossypium raimondii (Peruvian cotton), 2277 nucleotides. Its product is annotated as receptor-like protein 33. The coding region runs from base 785 to 1912 and encodes 375 amino acids. The record is from RefSeq and is a predicted model, not a curated record. The transcript has a single exon. Gene Ontology annotation, molecular function: protein binding. NCBI's taxonomy places the organism in Eukaryota, Viridiplantae, Streptophyta, Magnoliopsida, Malvales, Malvaceae.